Porites evermanni is the source of this 624-nucleotide messenger RNA. The record is from the annotation of a GenBank genome assembly. Lineage: Eukaryota; Metazoa; Cnidaria; Anthozoa; Scleractinia; Poritidae.
AGUAAAAAGACAGCCGAUGUCGUCGCGGACGCCAUGGAAUUCAUGUACACCCCAAGGCCUGACACCAGUAAUAGGUAUGCACUGAGAAGCCAGCUUGUUGACCUAAUCAGUGAUUACUACUACUUUGCUCCCAGUCACAAAGUAGCCACCAUUCACAGUCAAGUUGCCCCGGUUUACAUGUACGAGUUUGCUCACAGAUCAAAGUUCAGUUUCACACCCGAGUGGAUUGGUGUCGACCAUGGCGUUAACGCAGCCUAUGAUUUUGGAUACCCUCUGGUACCUAUAUGGCCCUUCCAAGACAGCCAAGCUGACAAGAAUGUCAGCUUGUUCAUCAUGGCGGCGUACGCUAACUUUGCCAGGACUGGCAAUCCGACAGCGCAGCUGGUCAGCGGUGUUGAUUGGGAGAACUUUAACUCCACUCACAGAGCGUACUUACAAGUUAGCGUAAAUCCAAGUAUGGAAUCGUCAUUUAAUCCUCGUCGAAUGUCUUUCUGGAACGAUUACUAUCCUAAGCUGCUGCAGCUGAAAUUUAGUACCAAAGAAGACGUGGUCAGCGGUGUACAUCGCGUUACGAUGGAAGCUCUUGCCCAGAUUGUAUGCUUCCUUAUUCUGAUAGUAUUGUAA